This is a messenger RNA of Eublepharis macularius, 2782 nucleotides long. RefSeq names its product lecithin retinol acyltransferase (gene LRAT). The transcript has 3 exons. The coding region runs from base 187 to 888 and encodes 233 amino acids. Gene Ontology annotation, biological process: retinol metabolic process. The record is from RefSeq and is a predicted model, not a curated record. Gene Ontology annotation, molecular function: phosphatidylcholine-retinol O-acyltransferase activity. NCBI's taxonomy places the organism in Eukaryota, Metazoa, Chordata, Lepidosauria, Squamata, Eublepharidae.
CCGAAAUGCGGACUCGAGUGUGCUUGUAAAUGAAACAAAAUAACCACCCCCUUGCCUCUCUGCCAAUCAAAAGGGAUGCUGUUUUGUGAACCUUCUCCUCCUGCCAUGAUAAAAAGGCAGGAUGCCGAAGCAGAUUAAGCCCGCCACUAGCUGCAGAAGAAGUCCAAGAACAACAAAACUAGCAUCAUGAAGAACCCAAUGUAUGAAGCGGUCUCUUUGCUCCUGGGGAAGUUUUUUUUGCUUGCCAACUUCAAACUUCUUAGUGUAAGCACCAGCGCAGAAGAGGAAGAAAAGAAAAAACAUGCUACUUGUUCUAACACGACUUACUUCACACCAGGUGACUUGCUGGAAGUGCCCCGCACUCUUUUUGUUCACUUUGGCAUCUACCUGGGUGACAACAUGGUGGCCCACCUUAUGCCAGACAUCCUACCAGCUUUUACCAAUGACCACAGGCAGAUCCAGAAGGUGGUGAACAAUAAGAGACUGAUUUUGGGCGUCCUCGCUAAAACGGCCAGGAUUCGUGUAGACGCUGUGGAGGACUUUGCCUAUGGUGGCUGCAUUCUGGUGAACCGCAUGGAUGUGCUCUUCAAGAACAGUGUGUUGUGCAGUGAGGAGGUGGUUUGCCGAGCAAAGAAGCUGGUGGGGACGACAGAGUACAGCUUGCUUUGGAACAACUGUGAACAUUUUGUAACACACUGCAGAUAUGGCUCUUCAGUCAGCUUCCAGACAGAAAAGUUCUGUGAAAUAGUGAAGAUGAUUAUUCGAGACCAACGGAGUGUUCUGGCUUCAGUGCUGCUGGGACUGGCUUCUAUAUUUUACCUGGGUCUGGCACCUUCCACUACUCUCCCCACCAUCAUUAUUCCAUUUGCUUUGUGGAUGGCUGGUUAAUGACACACACACACACACUCCGAUUUUGUUGGCAGCUGAAUAAAGAACGAAUAAUGUAUUUAUGAAAGCUUAAAUUACUGCUCAGUAUUGUGUACAGAGGAAAAAUGCAACUUAUAAUUUUGUACUGAUAUAAAUACAUCAUUGUACAGAACACAGUGAACAAGGAAUAGCUUACUGUGUAAGCCAAAUGACUGGAUUUCCUGAAAAUCUUUCUGGAAGGCAUCUUCAAAAGGGCUAACUCUGAAGAAAGGUACUACAGGCCGUUAGCCUAGGCUUGGACACAUAAGUCUUCAUUUUCACUAGAACUUAUUUUCAAGUGUUAGAAGAAGCAGCUUUAUGGAUGUAGCAGGAAGAGGACAGACUAGGAGCAACAGUGGCUGAUGCAAAAUGCUACCAGAGUGCAGUGUAUUCUAGUUGCACUGUUUCUGGACCCGCUCCAACCCCAUGUUAUUCCUGGGAGUAAAGUAAACCCAAAUGUCAUUUUAUUGUUGCAUGCUUAACAAUUCCUAGCUGCCGCCCAUCUGUUGCUUUCCAUUUCCAUAAAGCAGGAAGUUAAACUUAACAAGUGCUUAUUCCUUUUAAUUACUCCCCCUCUCCUCCCCCCUACCUUUCUGCCUGGGUUUAGGUGCAGAGAAAGUCUGCAGUUGCUCAGAGUUGUCCUGAGGCCUUUAGAAGUCAGACUAAGGGUCUCUCUAGACAUGCAGGUUUUUAAAGAUUUGGGUCUGGGGGUCUCAGACCCAACUAAGGCUCCCGCAGCCACACACUAGUUAACAAGUAAAUGGCUGUUAAAAAAUAAAGGCGAUCCCAAACUGCCUCAGAACGCCACUGUGGGGGAGAGGAAGGGCUCCUCCCCCCCCUAAUCUGUUUUCCAAAAUAGUGAGCAAGCUGGGGGAGGGGCGGUGCCUGCAUGUGGAGUACUCUGUGCACAUGGAGCAGUAAAUAAAGGGGAAUUGCCUCUCCUUGCGCUAUUUUGACACUGGGAAAGGGCUUGAGGAGGAGGGAGUCAGGAGCCUUUCCUCCUCCCCAAAGAAGGUAUUUAAGGUUGUUUAGGCUGUCCUUUAUCUUUUAACAGCCAUUCCCCAAAGCUGCUGUAUGGCUGCAGGAACCUGAGUUGGGUUUGGGGAACCCACACCCAGCUCUUUAAAAACCUGCACGUAUGGAGAGACCCUAAAACAAUAUGGUUGGUACAAGUGGCUAAGAAGCCAACUCUUAACUACUCCAAGGAAGAUGAAAGGAUGGGACCUAGCUCUUUAAUCUUUUUCUCACGGUGGGUCCAGGUGAUAGAGAAAGUGUAAGGCUGACUAAAGACAGCCAACAGUGGCUGUUCACUGUAGCGGAACAUACAUAGGGGCUGGCCCCGCUUUCUGGCCCAGUGAAGCAACCCACUCCAAGGGACAGGGUUCUGACUAAAUGGCAGAAUACUUUCAAUGCUUUAUAGAGUUACUCACUCCAGUCUAAAGCAGUUAAUUUCAAUGGUCUUAUUUUGGACUAGCUCUACAUAGGAAUUUACUGUAAAUUUCUAGUAUUUUGUUGGGCGGGGUAGUUGUAUUUGGAAUUUCUACCUGAGAUGCAAAAACUGUCUUAGGCUGUCUUUGAUUGUCUCUUGGGAUUGGAAAAACAAACAAAAUCCCAAACCUGUCUCUAAAAUCCAGAUGUUUUGGACUACUUAAAUCUGAUGAAUGUCUGCAAUGCCUUCUCACCAGUUCAACAUACUCUAUUACUGAUUAAUUGCAUGCCACAUUAUUUACUUUCUUUUUGUAAUGGAAAAAAAGAUUAAAUACGUUUGGUCUGUGAUGGAUUACAGAAUGUUUUUCAGUUCUAGUAGAUCAAUGAACUUAUAUACAUCUUUGCUUUAAAAUUCUUCUGGUAUGCUAAAUAAAUGCACUGAUAUGUU